Xenopus laevis (African clawed frog) is the source of this 1220-nucleotide messenger RNA. It is a transcript of the gene tesc.S, whose product is annotated as tescalcin S homeolog. NCBI's taxonomy places the organism in Eukaryota, Metazoa, Chordata, Amphibia, Anura, Pipidae. The transcript is spliced from 8 exons. Gene Ontology annotation, molecular function: calcium ion binding. The coding region runs from base 269 to 913 and encodes 214 amino acids. Gene Ontology annotation, cellular component: lamellipodium; ruffle membrane; nucleus. The record is from RefSeq and is a predicted model, not a curated record.
ACACGAGCAGCUCCCUCCCCUCACAUAGCUCAGCUCCUCUCUCUACAGGUACACUACAGACUAACAGCCGGCAGGCACAGGGACCCAUGGGAGCAGCAGUCUGACUAUCAGUGGAAGUGCCGCGCUUCCUGGACUGGAGAAGCAGAUAAUAUAAGAGCGGGGGAGCGGUAACUACACUGUCACUCUCAUCCCCUCAACUCGCUCCGCAGGGGGAGCCCGAGUUUAGCUUGUCCCCGGCACUGGCAGAUUGGCUCCUCGGGCAGCUGCAAUGGGAUUAUCACAUUCUCACUCUGUGGAGACCCGGCAACUAGCGGAGAAGACUGGCUUCUCUGCAGAACAGAUUGAACAUUUACACAAGAGAUUCAACAGUUUAAGUGGAGACCAGCUAACCAUCAGGAAAAGGCACUUGUCUGAAAUUUCAGAUUUGGUCCUGAAUCCUAUCCGAUCAAAAAUAAUAGAUGCCUUUUUUGACAAACGGAACCUACGGAAAGGGCCAAGCGGAUAUGUAGAAGAAAUUAACUUUGAAGAGUUUCUGAUAAUAAUGUCCUAUUUUCGUCCUCUGAAUCAGAAUAUGGACGAAGAAAACAUAAGUGUGUGUCGGAAAGACAAGCUGAGAUUUCUCUUCAACAUGUAUGAUUCAGACAAUGAUAGCAAGAUUACCCUGGAGGAAUACAGAAAAGUGGUAGAAGAACUCUUAUCUGGAAAUCCUCAUCUUGAAAAGGAAACAGCAAGGUCCAUUGCAGAUGGAGCAAUGAUGGAAGCUGCAAGUAUUUGUGUUGGGCAAAUGGAACCUGACCAGGUAUAUGAAGGGAUUACAUUCGAUGACUUCCUCAAGAUCUGGGAGGGAAUUGAUAUUGAGACUAAAAUGCACAUCAGAUUCCUAAACAUGGAGAGCAUUCCAUCCUGUCACUGAAUUCUGAGCUUCUGACCCACAGAUCUUGUGAUCUCCAGACUAUUUGUCCCAACAGCUGGUUAAGCUGUUUUCUCUGCUUGUGAGGAAGAGUCAAUGUUGGUUAUGACACACAAGUGACCAAUCCCAUGCUGUAAUGUGCAGCAGAAAAGAAAUGGCAGUAUGGGACAACUCCAAGGGGAAGGUGACACUAAAGUCUAUGCAAAUUUGUAUUUAUAUCUCGUUUCUUUGGAGUAUUUAAAACUAUAAGAGAGCUAUAUUAGCUGUAUGUAAAAAUACUGAGUUGUAAUAAAAGAUUUGUUUGUGGUUA